Messenger RNA from Armigeres subalbatus, 3956 nucleotides. Its product is annotated as monocarboxylate transporter 12-like. Lineage: Eukaryota; Metazoa; Arthropoda; Insecta; Diptera; Culicidae. Gene Ontology annotation, molecular function: monocarboxylic acid transmembrane transporter activity. Gene Ontology annotation, cellular component: membrane. The transcript has 7 exons. Gene Ontology annotation, biological process: transmembrane transport. The record is from RefSeq and is a predicted model, not a curated record. Bases 712 to 2967 code for a protein of 751 amino acids.
GGCUGGCUGUUCGAUUGGAGCAUUCCCUUUAGCCCGGCUGAGCCUGUAUUGACUGACGACCACAACAACUGAUUGGAGGCAGAGGCGAAAAACUGGAUGGGAGUCGAGAAGGGCGCGGUAGAGUCGGCAGGGAAAGUUUUGGUUCGCUAUUUCGAUUGGAACCGGAGAAAAAAAGCAGCCGCCACAGCCGGACGGGCAGUACGUAAAUGACUCUCCUCGUCUAUGGACGCGCAACAUGUUUUCUGAGAUUCGGUGCGUGCUUUCGGUUGCGUCACGCCGCGUAUCACGCGGACAUCAGAUCGGUACCGAGAACGAGUUUUCUGGUCGCAUUACAUCGAUGAUGCAGUUGUGGUCGUCGGUCCCAUAGCCGUACGUUCGGUGAAGUGCUGGUCAACGUUCAGCAUCCAAGGGCGGAAGACGGUGCGCGGUCCUGCAGUGCAAUCAAGCUCCAAUUUGCGACCAUAAAAAUGAUAAUCAGUGAACAGUGAAGAACGCGUUCAAACACCGGGGGUAAUUAUGCUUCCCUGGGUGGUUUGGGGGAGCACACCGUGUUUUGUCCAGCGGUAUGCGAAGAUUUACGUAAGGUGUCGUGAGUGUUGAAACGAAUCAAAAUGAAUAACUGGGAGACGCCGGAUUGAACAUCCGGAACCGGAGUGAGAAAGUAUAAAAUCAAAGUUGUUUGUGAUAUCUGAAGAAAUAUCAUUGGUGAAAAUGUCGUUCUCGUCGAACGAUACAAUGCGACCGCUGGCCAUGCAGCGGUCCCAAUCGCUGCCUCAAAUUCACUCCAGAGAGGAUUCGGGAGUGGGGCUAAGCGGAAGUGGGUCCUGCAGUGGAAUCAACAAUAUGGGAUACGAAUCCUCAGGGAAUCACCGGUCCCAUAAGCACCAUCGGCACUAUCGGAAUGGCAAUGAGCUGAAGAUUCCCUACGGUGCCCGUUUGGUGGCCGACCUGAGACAGUUGAUGACCCUGAGGCAGCAUUACUACCCGGAGGGAGGCUGGGGCUGGCUGCUGACGGUGAUCGGUUUUACGAUUCACUGCAUCUGCCAUGGGCUGCAUCUCUCGGCAGGGGUGUUCAUGAUGGAGAUGGCCAACGUGUUUCGUCAGCAACCAACGGGUGCAGGUUGGCUAGGGGCCCUCUCCACAGCGAUAGCCCUUUUCAUUUCGCCCAUCACGAUAGCGGUGUGCAAACGGAAGUCCACUCGCCUGACGGCGGUCAUCGGGGGACUGGUAACCGCGUUGGGUUGUCUCUUCACCUCAUUCGCUUCGCAGUUCCAUCAGCUAUUCUUCAGUUAUGGUGCCGUUGUUGGGGUUGGAGUCGGUAUGACGCGAGACUGUUCCACGCUCAUGGUGGCCCAAUAUUUCAAAAGGCGGCGGGAGUUUGUGGAAAUAUUCAUCGUUUCCGGAAGCGGCUUGGGAAUAGCUGUUAUGUCAACGUUCAUCAAAACCGCAAUCGACGCCAUUGGAUGGCGAUUAGGGUUACAGGCGGUCACUGGGACCGUGUUCAUAACGUUCAUCUUGGGAACGUGCUACAGAAGUGCGUCUCUAUAUCAUCCUCAACGAAGAGCAAUUCUACAUCUCAAAAAUCAGAAACGAAAAAUCAAAGACAAGAAUAAACACGACGAUCGACCACCGUUUUUCGAUUUUAGCACACUACGUAGUAAAACCGUAAGAAUACUUCUGGUUUCCACUGGGAUAAGUGCUUUCGGAAUUAAUACUCCGAUCUUCUACCUCGCUCACCAAGUCGAGCAAGAUGGUAUCAGCGAUAAAGUGAUGAUACUCCAGGCAUAUCUGGGGUUAGCGUGGACGUUGGGCUGCGCAGCGUUCGGGAUGCUAGUCGUUAGAAAUAGUGUGGAAUGCCGCAUAGCGCGACAAUAUUUGUGCCAAACUGCCACCUUCAUGUGCGGGCUAUGCAUCCUGGCGUUGACAGCGGUGCACGGAAACUAUCACGGAUAUGUGAUGUUUGUGUGGAUAUAUGGCAUCUUCUGUGGUGGAUAUCACUACGCGUUGAAGAUGUAUACAUACGAGAAGGUGCGAGCGAGAAACUUUGCACGAGCUUGGGGCUUUGUGCAGUUUUCUCAGUCCAUACCGAUUGCACUGGGUGUGCCGCUGUCCGGAUAUAUGAACAUUGGAGGAUCUGGGAAAGCUGGCUAUUACUUCAGUUCGGCUUGUGCCCUAAUUGGCAGCUUGCUGAUGUUCCUCAUCGAUCUGCACCGAAGGAAUGUCUCUAGACAUAAGCAUACUAGGGCAAACGGAACUCGACAACUCUGCGUAUCGGAAACAUGCCCUCAGCGAAGGAAACUCUCAUUCUCCCAGGAACCAGACAACGAACCGGGCAUCAUAACUGGAAAUACAGCAAUGAUGAUAGGUCCGGAGUUGCUAAUUCCACAGCUCAGCGACGGGAUUGCCGAGCCAGUUAACGGCUUGGACAAACCGGAAUUGACGUGUAUCUCCGAAGAAGGCAUCGCCGACAUGGACCUUCCCGAUAAUCUAUUGGACGACCUUGACUACGUUGGAGACUGUAUCACAUCGUGUAAUAAGGUCGAAAAUUACUUAAUGCUGAGUGAAUUCGAAAACAAUUUAAGUGCCGAAGUUCCUAUUCUGCUGGACAAACGAGGUCGAAAACUGUCAUUGUCCAAAACGAAAGCGCUGCUUUCCAGCCAAAUACAUUUUCAGCAUCACCCCGAUUGUGCCAUGGAACAGCACGGCAAUAUUGGUCUCGGUCCAAUUUCGCCAAUCAUUGAAAAUGAAGAUACCUCGGAUAGGGAAAAACAAGACCAUCCCCACCAUCAUCAUCAUCAAAAUCAAUUACCGGACGGCGGAGGCCAUGGAAAAAUCUCAAUGAAAAGCGAUACUAACAGUAACGGCGGAAAACACUGCCGGCUGAGUCAUAAAUGGCGUCCCACGCAGCAAUCAGGGGCGUUUCUUAGCAACCGAGUUAUAUCUGUGAUCGACGAGGCAUCCGUGUAGAGAGCAAGGGUUACGAGGUGUGUCACGAUUUUUCAUUAGGCUUCAUUUGUUAAUUCGUUUGUUAAAAGAAUGUUUCGAUAGGACUUAAUUUAUUCAAUAAAUUUUAACAAAAAAAAAUCUGGGACUGAAUAGGUUUAAAUCGUACCUGAUGUGAUUGAAAUUAGGAAAAGGCAUUUUCUAACGCAUGUGACAGAGAUUAUAGAAAGUUAAUACCAAUACGCUUAGCUGAAUAUACUAGAUGAAAACACAGAAUGUUUCGUAGUGAUCUAUCUUAACCCUUGCUCGUCUAUUUAUGCGCUGUAGGAUAAGUACGAAGUCGAUCAUUUACAAAUGAACAACUACCUACCAAAUUUAAACUAUCACUGCCUAAAAUAUUACAAAAAAAGAUAGUCAUUUAUUGCACCUAAUGACGAGCCUCAAUAUAACUAUUAUUAUCUAUUCCUAAAUUUCUACAGAAAAUAAUGUCAAUGAAAUCUUAAAACAAAAUACUUUCAAAAAUUUCUAAAUAAUUGAAAGAAGACAAGACAAAGAGAAAGCAUGUAACUUACAUUUGAAGUUUUAUCAUUGUUCUGAAAAAAUAUUUGAAGCCAAAUUAUAAUCUGUAAAACAAUGAUAAAACCUUACAAGUUACAUGCAAUCCAAAGUGGCAGCAUUACAAUGGAUGCCAAGCUUUACAAUUGAAAAGCAGUUGAAGUUUUCUGUUAUCUGCAGAGUACAAUGUGUAAAUUACUGUACAUUAUGAAGUAGAGAGUAGUAAAAAAAAUCCACAAUGAAACAAUAAAUUUCACCUAUACAAGUAUAAUAUUUUGUUGGAAUAACAGGAUAAUUAAAAUCCUUGAAAAUAUAAGACACAUAAAUAUGUACUUCAGAUAAACAUAUUUAUAAAUAUUUAUUAAUAUACAAUAUAUAAUCUAAAUUGUAUAUUUCAUAAAUAAUUAGCAAGAAAAACAAUAAAGUAGACCAGUGUUCAGACAAAACAUGAAUCAAAA